This is a messenger RNA of Monopterus albus (swamp eel), 2319 nucleotides long. RefSeq names its product polycomb group RING finger protein 5-A. The coding region runs from base 1102 to 1830 and encodes 242 amino acids. The record is from RefSeq and is a predicted model, not a curated record. Lineage: Eukaryota; Metazoa; Chordata; Actinopteri; Synbranchiformes; Synbranchidae. The transcript has 9 exons.
GCUGCGCUUCCCGUUCGUUUAAAGGCCGCACAUGAAGCUCUGCAACUUUUACUGUCGAUACGUGCUCCGUGCGUGGGUCUGCGUGUCUGCAUGUGUGUGUAUGGAUGGAUAUACUGUAGAAGCUAUAUACAGAAGCGAACUGCGACAUGCGCGUGUGCGUACACGAGCGUUUAAUAUGUGAUAUGUAUUAGUGUAUAUCAUUGCAAUGUGCGUGAGUCCUUCACUGAUAUUGUUUUGGCACAGGUGACGUAGACCGUGACGCGCCUUAACGAUGAGAUAACCAGAUCUGCUCCGUGUGAAUAAAUAACACGCCUGUGUGCGUAUGUGCGCGCGCACGCGCGAGCGUGUGUAUGUGUUUUCAUUGACGGACUCUAAGGGGAGUUUCUGAGCUGCGCACAUUAGAUUUUUCUAGAAUAAAAGCAACCGGGGCUGAAUGAAUCAGGAGUCUGGAGUGAAGCACUCAGUUUCCACUGUUAGCAGUUUGUUUGUGCCGUGUGAGUUGAAAGGUCGUCAGACAGUCCCGUGUCACCGUGUGCUGCACUAGCAGAGUGAAGACAGCAGCAGCAGGAGCAUAAUGCGGAGUGAACAGAGUGGGAUCUCUGUCGUCAGCUGACCUUUGACCCUUCAUGGACUAAAAAUGGCCCUUAGGCUGCGACAGGACAGGAAGCGAAGCAUCUUCAGCUGCAGGAAUUCUGGGAAUUUAAGGGACGUAUUCCAUUGAAGCAGCGCCGCACAGACUGGACGAGCCUGGCGUCUUCUUCAUUUCAGUGGGACUGACAUGGUUCAGUGAAGCUAGGAUAAGGUUCAUGUGAGAGAUGUUUUUAAGGAAAAACUGACACGAAAACAGAAUGUGAGUCAAGGAUGGAGCAGGAUUUUACUCAGUAGGUCCUCGAAUCUCUGUCUCUGCACUGGCCUGGACUAACACCGGUGAUGUUUUCAACCCGCUUCGACAUAUAUCUCUCCUACUAUUAAUUCAGACCUAGCUGUUGUAUCAUUGUUGUGAAUGGAUAGCCGACUCUUCUAAGGUGAGAAGGCGACGCUUCCCCUCACCUUCAAACUGUGACUGACUCCAGGUCAGUGUCUUUGUGCAGCACUCCAAACAUGGCUGCUACAGGAAGGAAGCACUUGGUCAGAGACUUUAAUCACUUCAUCACCUGUUACCUGUGUCGAGGUUACCUGAUCAAACCGACCACGGUCACCGAGUGCCUGCACACCUUCUGUAAGAGCUGCAUUGUGCAGCACUUUGAGGAGAGUAAUGACUGUCCGAAAUGUGGCAUCCAGGUCCAUGAGACCAACCCGCUGGAGAUGCUCAGGUUGGACAACACCCUGGAGGAGAUCAUUUUCAAGCUGGUGCCUGGACUCAGAGAAAAAGAGGAACAGCAAGAGCUUGAAUUCUGGAGGAAGAACCAGCCCAAAGAAAACGGCCAAGCAGAAAACCUGAGGUGUCAGAGGCUCGGGCUGCCUGAUGUUGGAGGCGACGGUGGUGACGGUGGUGGUGGCGGCGAUGACGACUACCACAGGAGUGAUCCUCAGAUCGCCAUCUGUCUAGACUGCCUACGCAACUCAGGGCAGUCUGGGGAGAGCACUGUCACGGAUUUGAUGAAGAGGUUCAUCCGCUGCUCCAGUAGAGUCACUGUGGGAACAAUUAAGAAGUUUCUCAGUCUUAAACUAAAGCUGCCCAGCUCAUAUGAGCUGGAUGUGCUGUGUAAUGGAGAGAUCAUGGGCAGAGAUCACACUCUGGAGUUCAUCUACAUGACCCGGUGGAGGCUACAUGGAGACAACACAUAUCCCAUGGUUCUUGAGUAUCGACCUCGUAUCGACUUUGGCUGAGCUGCGAGAAGACGACCACACACACACACACACACACACACUGAAAACAUUAUGAACACCAACAUUUGCACGUGGAUUUACACAAGUACGCAAAAACGGCCACACUCAUAUGGACACAAUGUACAGAGAAAGAGAAGGAUUUCAAUGUAUUUUUGUACAGCCAACGAUGAAGUGCAUAUGUUGUUAUGGUAAAGAGGUUUUAUGCUACAUAGAAUAAUAUAUGCUAUACUAUAAUAUAUGAUAUUUUUAAAUGUAUGUCCCUGUGCCUCUAAACCUGUUGAGAUCAGAAACAAAGUACGACCAUAUCUCCACUCUGCCUGUCUAAGUCUGUAAAUUAAAUGUUGAUUUUCUACUGUUGAAGGCUGUGUUAAUGUUUGCCUCGUCGUUCACCCACUGUGUGAGUAACACGACUAACAGUUAAAUAAAUACAGUUAUUUAUUGAGUUAGCUGCUUGAAUGUCCAACAAGGACAUAAGGAUAAGGAUAGUCA